AUGGCUUUGCAAAAUAUUGGUGCAGACAACAAAGAUGAUGCCUUUUACAGGUACAAGAUGCCCAAGAUGAUAACAAAAAUCGAGGGCCGUGGUAAUGGGAUCAAAACGAACGUGGUCAACAUGGUUGACAUUGCCAAAGCCCUCGGGAGGCCUGCUUCGUACACGACUAAGUACUUUGGCUGUGAGCUCGGGGCUCAGUCCAAAUUUGAUGAUAAAACGGGUACUUCUCACGUUAAUGGUGCACACGACACGUCAAAGCUGGCGGCCCUUCUUGAAAACUUCAUCAAGAAGUUUGUCCAGUGUUACGGGUGUGGGAACCCUGAAACCGAGAUAAUCAUCACAAAGUCUCAGAUGAUCAAUCUCAAGUGUGCGGCUUGUGGCUUUAUCUCGGAAGUGGACAUGCGGGAUAAGCUCACGACUUUCAUUAUAAAAAACCCGCCCGAAUCUAAGAAGGGGUCGAAGGACAAGAAAGCCAUGAGGAGGGCUGAGAAGGAGCGGCUCAAGGAAGGUGAGGCAGCUGAUGAAGAACAGAAGAAGCUGAAGAAGGAAGCUGCCGGAAAGAAGAAGGGAGGCUCUAAGGAGAAAUUGACCGGAAAGAAGAAAUCCCAGAACUCAGACGAGGACCGCUCGCCGCCCAGAAGCCAGGUGGAUGAGCAUGACGUGGCGCCAGCUGUUGCAGAGGACAGUGAUGAUGGGGAGUGGCAGACGGACACCUCUGAAAUUGCUGUGAAGAAGGUUAUUCAGGAGCAGCUCAAUGCAGUGACAGCUGGAAUGGUCAUUCUUUCGACUGACGAAAAAAAGCCGAAAUCCAGCAAACAAAAGGACAAUGGGGAAGCAAAUGGUGUGAAAACCAUCUUUGACUCGAUUAAGGAGUUUGUGAAGAAGGGCUCUCCAGCGAGUCAGCUGAAGCCCUUUUUGGAGUCUCUUGCUGGGGACAAACAGGAGAUUAUUGAUGCAUUGUUUGAGGCACUUUUUGAGGGAGUUGGAAAAGGAUUCUCGAAAGAGGUUGUGAAGAAGAAGAAGUAUCUUGCUGCUGCAGUUCAGGAAGAGGGGUCACAGCCCAUGUUGCUUCAUGCUGUGGAGAGUUUCUGUGGGAAGGCGAGCUCGGAGGCUGUGAAGGAAGUUGCUCUUGUUCUGAAGGCUUUGUACGAUGAUGAUGUGCUUGAGGAGGAGUUUAUUGUGGAGUGGUAUGAGAAGGGGCUGAAGGGUGGGAAUAAAGGGUCGUCUAUUUGGAAAAAUGUGAAGCCGUUUGUGGAGUGGCUCCAGAGUGCCGAGUCUGAGACCGAGGAGGAAUAG
Messenger RNA from Striga asiatica, 1296 nucleotides. Lineage: Eukaryota; Viridiplantae; Streptophyta; Magnoliopsida; Lamiales; Orobanchaceae. The record is from the annotation of a GenBank genome assembly.